GCCUGGGAUGGCGGCGCCCGGUGGGGCAGGCGCUGGUACAGGUGGCGGAGAGGAAGGUGGCGUUGGGGAGCCCAGCGGAGCACAGGACCCGGCCGCUGGAGCCCUGCGGCGGGGCGGGACGCUCAUCUCGAGAGGCCGAGCCCAGUGUUCUUCCUUUCUCCUGUGAGCUGCCACCAUGACCCUGACAAAAGGUUCCUUCACCUACUCCAGUGGCGAGGAAUAUCGUGGCGAGUGGAAGGAGGGCCGCAGACACGGUUUUGGUCAACUGAUGUUUGCAGAUGGUGGCACCUACCUGGGUCAUUUUGAGAACGGGCUCUUUAAUGGCUUCGGGGUGCUGACCUUCUCAGAUGGCUCCAGGUACGAGGGGGAGUUCGCCCAGGGCAAGUUUAACGGCGUCGGCGUCUUUAUUCGACACGACAACAUGACCUUUGAGGGGGAGUUUAAAAAUGGCAGAGUUGACGGUUUUGGCCUGCUGACCUUCCCUGACGGUUCUCACGGAAUCCCCCGCAAUGAAGGCCUGUUUGAGAACAACAAGCUUCUGCGGCGGGAGAAGUGCUUGGCUGUAGUGCAGCGGGCCCAGAGCGCAUCCAAGUCAGCCAGGAACCUCACGGCCUGACAGGCGGGCUCCAGUCGGCACGUGUCGGCCAGAGCCAACGCCCUGUGGUCAGUCAUGUGGACGGACAGACCAGAGCUGAGCUGAACUGGUGGCAACCAUGGAACGGAGGCCUCGUGUGCCCCAUCCCCUGCUGGUCCAGAAUGUGACCACGGAAGAGCGCCGAGGACGCUGGUGUGCAGACCUCGCAGCAGGUGUUAGCGGGUCUGUCUUUCCCUGACCCUGUGUGCUGGGGGACCGAGGCGCCACCUCUGCCCACAUGUUAGUGCCCUCUGUUCCCAAGACCUUGGCUUCCCAGCACAGACCUGCCGCAGCCUUCUACUUUGUGUUCUGCUGAGGGAUCCGGAAUCUCCUUGUUUUGCCUAUAUUUAGGGUGGGUGGUCCUAGCCCCAACGGGGUGCUCUGUGCUACCCUGGAGAAAUUAGGGAAGUGGCAGGAGUGGACUAGACAGUACAGGAGUCCUGUGGAGACCGAGGUCAGAUUCUUGUACGUUACCCCUCACUCGCUGCUGGCUGGAAUCGUGGCUGCGGCCGCCACUGUCUGACCAUGCUGGUGUUCCCGUCUGCUUACUCCCCGGGAGGGUAAGUGUGUGUUCUCCUCUCCAGACUGGCCCCCUGCCCUGGGUGACAGCAGGUGAUCCCACCUGUGCCUCUCCCCUUCCUUAGACAUGGGCCAGGGCCCCCUAACGGAUAGUCAAGAAGAAGCCGAUGUAAACGGUUAUCUUAUAACGUGUCUUCCUGACUUAACUCCAGGGUGAGGGCGGAAUAUUCAGGACACUUCAGGCCCUGUCACAGAGUGAACGGAACCCGCAGGGACGGCUCAGGCCCACCUGUCUUCUCCCCAGUGGACCAGUCCAUCAGACACCCCUCCACCCCUGGGCUGGGGUCUUGGUAUAGUCCAACACCCCCCCCCCAGGACUGCGGUGAGCAGGAAGAGCACUGGCUCCUUGCUUUCGGUUCACUGGAACUCUUCAAGCGUGAGCUUGACCUUCAGGCCUAGGAUAGACCUUGACUGACAGGAUCCCUGCACAGUCAUCACCGAGGCCUCAGCUACCCUGUGACCCAGACACCCCCCCACAAGCCCACGUCCCACGAAAUGUCUCAUUGUGGUGAAAAUUCUAGCCGUGUGCCUCUAUUCUCUGAAUUAUACUGUGGAAACAAGUGUUGGUGAGAAAUAAACAGAUCACCAAGACGGCCUACACCUGG
Messenger RNA from Carlito syrichta (Philippine tarsier), 1818 nucleotides. RefSeq names its product MORN repeat containing 4 (gene MORN4). The coding region runs from base 176 to 616 and encodes 146 amino acids. The transcript has 5 exons. NCBI's taxonomy places the organism in Eukaryota, Metazoa, Chordata, Mammalia, Primates, Tarsiidae. The record is from RefSeq and is a predicted model, not a curated record.